AUGUCCCUCAGCGACUUCCUCGGCUUCCUCCACUCCCAGCUCCGCGUCACGCUCCCCGAGCCGAUCACGCGCUUCACCAACCAGACCAUCAUCGUGACGGGCGCCAACAGCGGCAUCGGCCUGGCCGCAGCCCGCCAGCUCGUGAGUCUCGACGCGGGCCGGGUCAUCCUGGCGGUGCGCUCGCUCGAGCGAGGCGAGGCGGCGGUGCGCGACAUCGCCGCGUCGACGGGCCGCGCGGGCGUCGCCGAGGCGUGGGAGCUCGACCUGGCGCGCUACGCGUCCGUCGAGGCGUUCGCGCGCAGGGUCAUCGCCGAGCUGCCGCGCGUCGACGUGUUGCUUGCCAACGCGGGCCUGUACCACUUCGCGUUCGAGCGCGCCGAGGAUGACGAGACCACCAUCACCGUCAACGUGGUCAGCCACAUGCUGCUGGCGCUGCUGCUGCUGCCGCGCAUGAGGGAGACGGCCGCCCGGCACCGGGCCGGCAGGCCCGCGAUGACGCAGUUCCCGGAGAGGCGGUCGCCGAAUAUCUUUGCCGACUUGGCGGAUGAGGGGAAGGCGAGGAUGCAGGAGAGAUACUUUGUCUCCAAGCUCAUCCAGCUGCUGACGGCCCGCGAGUUUGCCAGCGAGCUCACCAAGUCGACGAAGCCCGGCCAGGUCAUCACCUCGGUCAUCAACCCCGGCUUUGUCGCCACCGACAUCAUGCGACACGCCGGCCUGGCCUUCCAGAUAUACCAGGCCGUCUUACGGAGGAUAACGGCCCGAACCCCCGAGGAAGGGGGUUGGACGCUGGUCCACGCGGCCGAGGGGGCCGAGGAGACGCACGGGCAGUACCUGGAUGACUGCAAAGUUGGGAAGCCAUCGGCGUUUGUCCUUAGUCCGGAAGGCGAGGCCACGCAGAAACAGCUCUGGCGGGAACUGCUCGACAAGCUGGAGAAGAUCCACCCGGGCAUCGCCCAGAACAUAUGA
Molecule: messenger RNA, 966 nt
Organism: Thermothielavioides terrestris NRRL 8126
Lineage: Eukaryota; Fungi; Ascomycota; Sordariomycetes; Sordariales; Chaetomiaceae
Exons: 4
Coding region: 1-966 (321 amino acids)
Source: RefSeq, a predicted model, not a curated record